AUGAGUACCACGACACAAUUAAAUGGUAAAGUGGUAGUCAUUACUGGCGCUUCAGGAGGUAUUGGAGCUGCCAUUGCAUUGGAAUUAACCGCAGCAGGUGCUAAGGUCGCACUUGGAGCUCGACGUCUGGAAGCUCUCGAGACUGUCAAGACAAGUAUUGAGAAGAAAACUGGAGCUAGAGGUGAUGUCCUGAUUGUCCAGACAGAUGUUACUAAGCGACACGAAGUGCAGAAUCUUGUGGACAAGGCAACCGAAACCUUUGGAGCUGUUGAUAUCCUUGUGAACAAUGCUGGUGUCAUGCCCUUUGAGCUGCUAAAGAAUGUGAACCAAGACAGUUGGGACCGAACGAUUGAUAUUAACUGCAAGGGGACACUUAAUGGUGUUGCUGCUGUGCUGCCCAAGAUGUUGGCUCGCAAAAGUGGUCACAUUGUCAAUAUUUCUUCUGACGCUGGACGGAAAGUGUUUCCUGGGUUGGGUGUUUAUUCGGCAUCCAAGAUGUUUAUUGAGGGUAUCUCACAAGCAUUGCGGUGUGAAAACGUCGGCAGUGGCUUGCGUGUAACGUCUAUUCAGCCUGGUAACGUUGCUACGGAUCUGGUAAAGCAUGCGACUGAUGUCAGUGGUAUUGACAAAGAGGCGAUGGCGUUGUACGGACAGCCUUCUGAGUGUGAGGUGCUCAAGCCAGAGGACAUCGGCCGCGCUGUGCUGUACGCUGUCACGCAGCCACCGUGUGUGGCCGUGAACGAGAUUCUGGUUGAGCCACGAGAUGAACCCAUAUAA
Molecule: messenger RNA, 777 nt
Organism: Peronospora belbahrii
Lineage: Eukaryota; Oomycota; Peronosporomycetes; Peronosporales; Peronosporaceae
Source: the annotation of a GenBank genome assembly